AUGGAGACGGUCCCGCCCGCGGCCCGCGCGGCCUACAGCUGGAAGCAGCGUGACGUGCAGGUUCGUGUCGGGAGGCGCCGAACCGCCACUGGGCUGCUCGGCGGACGCCAUCAGAAAGCACAGCGGAUGCCCAGCGUUUACUUGUGCGCAGCUUAUCCUUCAGAGCUCCCGACGCGGCACACUUACAAGCAACAACUGUCUCUGGCAACUGAGCAAGAAUGGUUUGUGAACCAGAGUAAAAUGCAAGAACUGAACUGGCAGCAGCUCUGUGAGAAUGCUGGAAGCAAACAGCAUCAAAAAUCAAAGGAUCUAGCACAAUUCAUGGCUUCAGCAAGAAAGCAGGUUAAAGAUGAUCUACAGAAAACAGACUACAGGUUGCCUGAAGUGAAGACUGUUCUUUCUGCUUUGACUUUUGGGAGAGAACAGACGAUACAAUCAUCAUUUAAUCAAAGUAUUUUGCCCCAGGAGGAGAAACAGAUAUUUCAGUAUGAUGAUAAAAGUUCACUGAGCAAAGAUAUUCCUACUUUGGAAAUUAAAAAGCUGCAGGAGCAGAAUGCCAGCCUUCGGGCUGCUGUUGCACAAAUGAGGAAACAAAUGGAGAGUCUUAAUGAGCAGAUGUUGUCCUGUCUUCCUCUGACAGAAAACAGACAGCUUGCAGACCAAGGUUCAUUGUGUAUGAACAGGAUUUCAGGUGGAAAUACUUUGCACAGUAUUGAAGUCAGCUCAACUGUCUUGGACUGUAUAGCAAACUCAGACACAGAAAAGGGACCAGGCCCCAAAGUUCUUGAAGAAAGCAUGGAAGGUCUUAGACAACAGUUACCAGAAGCACAUCCUGGUGUUGAUCUUCAAUAUGGUGUCAGCUGCACACUACAAGGAAUGCAAAAUAAGCUGAAGGAGGCAGCAAGAAAAAUCUCAGUACUGAGCCAAGAGAAACAGCAGCUGAUUGAAAUGGGAAACAGACUAAGGGCAGAACUUGGAAUGGUACUAAAGGAAGGGCUUUGGCAUCCUGUUAGCUGUAAGCACUGCACAAUUUGUAAUGCCUCUGGUAGUCUUUUUCCAAGAGAGCUUGUCAAAAAAACACAGAGACAACUAUCAGCUUUAAAUCACCUACAGCACAGGCUUACAACACAGGAGCGGCAGUAUGCAAAGCAACAGCAUCCCUCAAGGAUCUCUUCUCUAAUUGCCUGCCAUAGCUUAGAGGAAGAAGAAACUUUGAGCAGCUGUGGGGAAGAAAUAGAAUCACCAUCCACUGAGGUUCAGCUAGAUUUCUCUAUUGAAAACCAGGGGCCAGAGCAACAAAGGGCAGAUACAUCCUUAAAGAUUGUUCAAAGCCAGCCACUCAGGCAGAGUCCUCAUCCAGCCCAGCAGGUCCAGUUUUCUUCAUCUACAACACAUAAUAUCUGCCAAGGUGUUUGGCAAUCUUUAGAAAAGGGAUUAGGCCCUUCAGUUCCCAGUCCUCAACAGAACAGUGACCAAGCAGUGGAGUUUGAAGUUAUAUGUUCAACUGAACAAUCUGAAGAAUCUCAGCAAAAUAUCAAAGCUGAGAAUAAACUUGAAAUGCCAGCUUUAGAUUUAACAGUCAGAGGAACCAGGCUGGAAGCUCAACAGAAGCUAAAAUCCAGGAACUUAUCCUGUUCUCAUCCCAUAAAACCAAAAAUCUCUUCUAACAUGGCAAAAAUCCGCAACUAUAAUAUUAAAGACUGAUUUCUUGGUGGGCAGAAUGUUCCAGGCUCACACUUGCAAUUAACUUACUUUGAAAUCUCUGAAUCAGAGCUAAAUAUCAGUUCCAUUUUUGUAUAUUGAGUUGGGAUAUUUGCAGCCAGAAGAGAGAAUGAAUACACUGCUUCAACUUGUGAACCUUUAAAAUAAAGGGUUAAUAUGUGUA
Molecule: messenger RNA, 1885 nt
Organism: Calypte anna (Anna's hummingbird)
Lineage: Eukaryota; Metazoa; Chordata; Aves; Apodiformes; Trochilidae
Gene: CCDC57
Product: coiled-coil domain containing 57
Exons: 10
Coding region: 1-1704 (567 amino acids)
Source: RefSeq, a predicted model, not a curated record